Messenger RNA from Cylindrotheca closterium, 270 nucleotides. The record is from the annotation of a GenBank genome assembly. NCBI's taxonomy places the organism in Eukaryota, Bacillariophyta, Bacillariophyceae, Bacillariales, Bacillariaceae.
AUGGGGAAGUCUACAUCACUGAAGGUUGUCUCAACGACUGCCAACAAGGCGGGCGGGUUCACACCCAAAUCGGUUUCUGUUGCCAAAAAGAGCGGAAAGAAAAGAUUGGAAAAUGCAUCUGCAGUUGAUUUACGUCAACCUAAGGAAAGGGAUCCUAGUGUCAACAAUGAUUCGGAGAUUCAAGAGCUGAUCGCAUCUCUUCCACCACUGAUCGAAUUUGGCUUAUCUGCUCACAAAUUGAUUGCUAUCGGCUACAACUAUUUCAACUAA